AUAAUAAGGUCUCGAAAAUGUCGAAUUCGCUAUCGAUUUGGCGACAGUGAUAAAAACAAUGAUGUGAUUUUAAAGCAAAUAAUCAGUGCAACUAAAAAUAAGUGGUCAGUGUGUAGAAUUUUAUUACAAGACAGACAAAAAGUCAGUUGAUAUAUUUGAAUUUAAUCAAAAUAUGGCUCACAACUAAGUUGUUACAAUUUUUGGAGUAAAAUAGAGUGGCAUAGACAAAACAAAAUGACAGCGUGGCUAUGGUUCGCUGCGCUAGUCUGUGGCUCGCAGGCGGCAGUGCUGCCCCCUCCGUGGGCGGACGCCAAGCGCAACCCCUGCGCUACGCAUCCCCGAGGCUGGCUAAUGCUGUACUGGCCUGCUGAUGGAAAAUGCUAUACAAUUUAUAAGAAAGGCUACCCAUGUUCGGAGACGCAGGAGCUGAGUCCAGGGCGAUGGGGCGGGCGCACUGUGGCGGAGUGCAAGUGUCCGCCGGGUACAGCACAACUGCCGCUAUCCAACGUCUGCCACAAGCUGUUCGAGCGCGGACCCUGCCGGCCUGGGGAGUACUUCGCACCAGUGGAAGAGACAUUCAACAAGCGCGGGGUGCGGCAGGGCAUGUGCGUGCGGCCGCAGCAGUGCGCGGACUCGACACUGCUGUACUGGCCGGCGGACGGCCGCUGCUAUCACCGACUCACGCAGGGCCCAUGCUACCCUGGUACUAUCCUAGACAUCGGUACUGAUGGGUUAGCUAACUGCACCUGCGAGUCCGGCGGUCCAAACUUCUGGUCGGAGGAUGGCGGCUGCUACGCACACUACACGCGUGGCCCGUGCGAGCGCGGUCAGCUGUUCCUGCCCGGCGGUAGAUGCGGCUGCGACACCUACCUGCCGCACUAUCACAACGAUACUGCUGCUUGUUAUGAGCUAGAUACGCUGGGACCGUGCACGAAGGGGCACGUGUUCACAAUAGCAGAAGUAUCGGAGCAGGGCUCGCGCGCUGAGUGCCGCUGCAAGUCGUUCCACGCGCGCGCCUUCGAUGGCUCCUGCUACCGACUGUACACGCGCGGGCCAUGCAAGAACGACGAGAUGAUCGCUAGGGGAGGACGGUGUACUAAGGUCCCUUGUGGGCGUGGUCGCCUGUAUGUACCAGAGCGGCGGCGCUGCUACAGGCCGGGCGCGGGCGAGCCGUGUGCGCCGGGUGAGGUGCUCGCCUUCGAUUUCGAGGCGCGCCCCGCGCUCGAUGGGCUCAGCCACAACGGCGUCUGCGUUUGCGGCGCCGGUAUAUGUGCCAGUCGAGAGGUUGCAUCUUGUUCAUCGCGCAAAGGUGCUGUUACAUACAACAAUGCGUGUCACUUGUUGCACACACAGGGUCCAUGUGCAGCUGACUCCUGGCUGGUGUGGAGAGAAGGUCAUGCCAAAUGUGAAUGUAGACCCAACCAAACAUGUGACAGCUGACAUUGGACUGUUUAAAAUAGAAAAUGAUCUCGUCGUUAAGUUAUAUGAGUUAUAAAUAUUUAUAGUAAAUUGUGUUAAUUCCUUGAUGUCUUUUGUUCGGAAUAAGACUUGAUUGUAAGGUCUAAACAUAUUAUAAGCAUAAUAUAAGUCUAGAUCUAGUAAUUU
Messenger RNA from Papilio xuthus (Asian swallowtail), 1605 nucleotides. RefSeq lists its product as uncharacterized. The record is from RefSeq and is a predicted model, not a curated record. Lineage: Eukaryota; Metazoa; Arthropoda; Insecta; Lepidoptera; Papilionidae. The transcript is spliced from 7 exons. Bases 235 to 1440 code for a protein of 401 amino acids.